This is a messenger RNA of Hypomesus transpacificus, 2468 nucleotides long. RefSeq lists its product as uncharacterized. The transcript has 11 exons. Lineage: Eukaryota; Metazoa; Chordata; Actinopteri; Osmeriformes; Osmeridae. The record is from RefSeq and is a predicted model, not a curated record. Gene Ontology annotation, molecular function: oxidoreductase activity, acting on the CH-OH group of donors, NAD or NADP as acceptor; O-methyltransferase activity. Bases 157 to 1812 code for a protein of 551 amino acids.
AACUUUUUUCUCUGGCAGUGUUGCGUUAAGUCCUCACAAAUUAUUACUUAUUUUUUACACAACGCUUCACUAGUAGGCUACAGUAGUCAGCUUGCACCGUCUGCAUUGCAAAUCUCGACUUCUUACCAGGACCUUCAAGUUUCAGCGAAGAUCACCAUGCAGGCUGGCAAAGUUCCUGAUACCCCUAUGGAAUUCCUUGUGGAUUUCCUGAACAAGGCCAAGGAAAUAGCGGAUGUCAGUACCAACAUUACAGAAGAGUUGAGGUGCAAUUUACAGAAGGCCCUUGACAUUGCAGCAGGGUUGGAUGACUAUUUGGAGAAGAUGAGCAGCCAGGAAAGUCAACCUCUUGCUGAGCUCUACAAGAAAACAGUGGACCAUGAUUGGGACAAAGUCUACAAGGAAGGCAAAACUCGCUUCCGUCUUCCAAAAGAAUGCAUCACUGGACAUGUUGAAGGCCAGGUUCUGAAAAUGCUUGUUCACACAAGCAAGUCUAGGAGGAUUCUAGAGAUAGGCAUGUUCACAGGCUACGGGGCGCUCUCCAUGGCUGAGGGACUACCUGAGGAUGGCUCCCUAGUUGCCUGUGAACUCGAGCCAUACCUUAAAGAAUUUGCUCAACCCAUAUUUGACAAGUCUCCACAUGGCAAGAAGAUAACUGUCAAGAUUGGUUCCGCUAUGGAUACCUUGAAGGAAUUGGCAUCAAAAGGAGAACAAUUUGAUCUGAUCUUCAUCGAUGCAGACAAGAACAACUACAUCCAUUAUUACAACUAUAUACUGGACAACAACCUGCUUUGUGUCAGCGGUAUUCUCUGUGUGGACAACUCCCUGUUUAAGGCCAAGGUGUACCUGAAAGACACCACUGAUGAAAAUGGAAUAGCCCUCCGCGACUUUAACGAGUUUGUUAGGAGAGAUCCUCGUGUGGAACAGGUUAUUGUUCCUCUGAGAGAUGGCAUCAGUAUCAUUCGCAGAGUGCCCAUGCUAUCAGCAUGUCCCGGCUCACAAAUCAGGGUGACAGAUGACGAGGUGUUCCGGGGAGUCAAGGGGAGGCUGAUACUGGAGCGGAUGCGUCUGGAUGGCAAGGUGGCUUAUGUGACUGGAGCAGGUCAGGGGAUAGGCCGAGCAUUCGCACAUGCCCUGGGAGAGGCGGGGGCCAAGGUGGCUGUUGUGGACAUGGACCAAGGGAAGGCUGCGAGUGUGGUAGAGGAGCUCACUCUGAAAGGGAUCAACUGCAUUUUGAUUGUUGCUGACAUCAGCAAAUCAGCGGAUGUCCAGAGGAUGAUUGACAACAUUGUUUCCAAAUGGGGAGAGAUACAUAUUGCAUGCAACAAUGCUGGGAUCAACAAUAACUCUGCCAGUGAAGACACCAGUUUGGAGGAGUGGGACCAAACCUUUAAUGUCAACCUGAGGGGUACAUUCAUGUGCUGUCAGGCUGCAGGCCGUGUGAUGCUGAAGCAAGGCUAUGGAAAGAUCAUUAACACAGCCUCUAUGGCCAGCCUCAUAGUGCCCCAUCCACAGAAGCAGCUUUCUUAUAACACCUCAAAAGCAGGAGUGGUCAAACUGACACAGACGCUUGGUACAGAAUGGGUUGACAGAGGAGUCAGGGUCAACUGCAUUUCUCCGGGUAUUGUCGACACCCCUCUCAUCCACUCAGAGAGUCUGGGGCCUCUUGUGCAGCGCUGGCUGUCAGAUAUCCCUGCUGGAAGACUGGCUCAAGUGACAGACCUGCAAGCUGCAGUGGUCUACUUGGCAUGUGAUGCCUCAGACUACAUGACAGGGCAUAAUUUAGUCAUAGAGGGUGGGCAAAGUCUGUGGUAAAAGGAGGGGGAGAGAAACUUUCUUUGUUCCUCUGCAGGAGUCACACUUUGGAAAAGGAAUCCGCCCUCCCAAAAUUGGUCUCCAUUAGAUGAAUCAAAGGAAGAUUGGGUCAUGAUUACCACCUCAUUGUGAACAAAAUAACUUUAUUAAUAAAGAAAAGAAGAAUGUUCAUUAUCAAAUGUAAGUCUAGGGCAUAUUAUGAUGUUGGGACUGUGCCACAAUCUACAGAAGACAAAAUGCUAAAUUUAAAACUAGAUUAAAUAAUAGUUGUUGUUGUUGUCUUGCAAAUAUUAGCAAACUUGACCUAAAUAGACUUAAAUGUAACUAAGACUGUCAAGAUUUUUUUCGGUACAGAUGUUUCUGAAUGUAAUAAAUGGUUUUCAGAAGGGAUGGGUUGACAUUUUUGUUUUAGUUUUUGGUUGUUUUCAGAGCAUUUAGGCUUCCAUAACCUUUUUACACUGUUCACGUGGUGUCUUUUGAUGUUUUUAUAGAGAGAUAAUUAUGCUGCAUUAAUCUGUAAGUGACCCUCAUAAACAAGCAUUAAAGCUAUCGGCCCUUUCAGAUGGGUCCAUUUCAUAAGUGCUCAGUACACUUGAGAACGGAUCACAGUUCAAGAUUUUGAUGCAUGGAAUACACAAGAUUUUACACUGUCAAUG